Molecule: messenger RNA, 576 nt
Organism: Symbiodinium natans
Lineage: Eukaryota; Dinophyceae; Suessiales; Symbiodiniaceae
Source: the annotation of a GenBank genome assembly
AUGGACGGAACUGACGGAACUGGAUGGUUGCGGCAGUAUUCUCAGCAUUAUGGCCACUCCCCAUCCUCAGCACAGCAGCUCUGCGCUUUUGCAGCGCACCGUGGCGGCAGCCUCACCUUCGCGGACGCGCGGAUGGCCAUGGGCACCCCGAUGAACAGCCCCCUUCCGGAGAGUUCGAGGUUCCCAUGGCUCCAGGACCUCUUCGCCCUCAAUCAGCACUACCGCACGUUGGCCACCAUGAUCUUCGCAAGACUGGACAUGCAGGACUUGGAGCUUGAGCAGCCAGUGGACAUUUUGUCUGCCCGGCUGCCUUUGCAAGACAUCGCCAAGCUCAUGGCCUUGGCGAAAGCCGUCAGCGUGGAGGAGGGCUUCGAGUGCUCGAUAUGCUUAAGUGCCCAUAGCCCCAGCGCGCCGCCGAAGUUUGUGGAGCUUCCAUGUGGGCACAUCUUCCACCGGAGCUGCUACCGCGAGCUGGUCCACUACAGCUGCUGCAACUUGAUGUUGAACUGCCGGUGUCCCUUGUGCAGGCUUGACCUAUGGGAGGCGCUAAAUCAUGCGCAGCCCCGGAAUUCGUGA